Hevea brasiliensis (rubber tree) is the source of this 1158-nucleotide messenger RNA. Its product is annotated as gibberellin 2-beta-dioxygenase 2. Lineage: Eukaryota; Viridiplantae; Streptophyta; Magnoliopsida; Malpighiales; Euphorbiaceae. Gene Ontology annotation, biological process: gibberellin catabolic process; response to light stimulus. The record is from RefSeq and is a predicted model, not a curated record. The transcript has 3 exons. The coding region runs from base 148 to 1158 and encodes 336 amino acids.
CGCAAGCUCAAGCAUAAGCAAGGCAACUCUUCUUCAGUACUUGUUUCCUUUCUUCUUUUUCUCUGUACAAACUUUUCCUCCUCUCUGUCUCUUUCUCUCUUUCUCUCUCCUCUUGCAACUGCAAAGAUAUAUAUAAUAGCAGUAGACAUGGUGGUGGCAUCUCCUACUCCUAUUGGCAGUGAAAAAGUUAUCCAGGCUGUUGAGCUGCCUGUAAUAGACCUCUCAUUGUGUGAAAGAACAGAGGUCUCUAAUCUCAUUGUUAGAGCCUGUGAGCGCUACGGUUUCUUCAAGGUUAUCAACCAUGGAAUAUCCGAAGAAAUCAUCGUCAAAAUGGAAGAAGAAAGUGUCAGCUUCUUUGCGAAGCCCAUCCCUGAAAAGCAACUGGCUGGGCCAGCUAAUCCCUUCGGUUAUGGCUACAAAAACAUUGGCUUUAAUGGUGAUGAGGGAGAGGUUGAAUAUCUUCUUCUGAAUACCCAUCCUCUCUCCAUUUCUCAAAGAUCCAAAACCAUCUCCAAAGACCCCAACAAAUUCAGCUCUGCUGUGAGUGGUUACAUAGAAGCAGUUAGAGAGCUGGCAUGUGAGCUUCUAGAUCUGGUGGCAGAGGGUCUGCGGGUCCCAGACACAUCAGUCUUUAGUAGGCUCAUCAGAGACGUCGACAGUGACUCCAUCCUCAGGCUCAAUCACUACCCACCUAUGCCUAUUCUCUGCAAGGAUAACGACACGUCAUCUUCUUACAACACAAACAGGGUUGGCUUUGGAGAGCACUCUGACCCUCAGAUCUUGACCCUCUUGAGAUCCAACGAUGUGGGUGGCCUACAGAUUUCCUUAAAUGACAGUGUCUGGUUCCCAGUCUCUCCUGACCCCAGUGCUUUCUGUGUUAAUGUUGGUGAUGUAUUGCAGGCUAUGACAAAUGGGAGAUUUCUGAGCGUGAGGCAUAGAGCUUUAACCAAUUCAUGCAAGUCUAGAAUGUCAAUGGCAUAUUUUGCUGCACCACCUCUCAGCACCAAGAUCACUGCACUACCACAGAUGCUCUCAGCCGUUAGGCCUUCAUUGUACAGGCCAUUCACUUGGGGUGACUAUAAGAAAGCUGCAUAUUCUCUACGCCUUGGAGAUACCCGUCUUGAUCUAUUCAUGAAAAGAGGAGAAGAGCUUGCUUGA